Messenger RNA from Xenopus laevis (African clawed frog), 2400 nucleotides. Its product is annotated as vomeronasal type-2 receptor 26-like. The transcript is spliced from 6 exons. Lineage: Eukaryota; Metazoa; Chordata; Amphibia; Anura; Pipidae. The record is from RefSeq and is a predicted model, not a curated record. Bases 1 to 2400 code for a protein of 799 amino acids.
AUGUUCCAAAAUUUCCGCCAUCGAUUGGUCUUCAUUUUUGCUAUUGAGGAGGUAAACAGAAGUCCAUGGAUUUUACCAAACGUGACUCUGGGGUACCAGAUAUUUGACUCCUGUGCUUCGGAAGUGAAAUCUGUCUCUGGAAUGCUGAAUAUAAUGUCUGGCACAGAACAUAAAGUUCCCAAUUAUAACUGUCAGACAAAUGGCAAACUGGUGGGUUACUUAGGAGACUUGUCAACUAGUACCACCUAUAUCAUUGCUCAGCUGGCAAAAGUGUUUGGAUACCCUCAGAUCGGUUACGGCUCCAUGGAUCCAGUUUUCCAUGACAGAACCCAGUUUCCAUCAUUCUACAGAACUAUCCCCAAUGAGGAGGCAGAAAUUGAUGGGAUUGUGCAGAUACUGAAGCACUUUGGCUGGAAAUGGGUCGGACUCAUUAUAUCAAAUGAUGAUUCUGGAUACAGAGCACGGGAAAGAAUAAGUGAAGAACUUGCUGAUAUUGGGGGAUGUUUGGCCUUUUCUUCUGUAAUUAAAAAGCAAAACAUAAAAUAUGACUAUUAUAAGAUCAUUGAACUCAUUUUGGAGACCUCCGCUAAGGUUAUUGUUGUAUUUUUAACCACAAAGUUUACUUCCACUUUUGCAGAGUAUUUUUACGUUCAAAAAAUGCAGACGAAAGUUUGGAUAAUGACUUCCUUCUUCCCCAGUCUUAUGAUUUUAAGGCAGUGUGAGCUAGGAAGUACAUUUAAUGGCUCACUGUCAUUGUUAAUCCAGGAAGGCAACAUCCCCGGGUUUGAACAUUUUAUCAACUCCUUUUCUCUAAACAGCUAUCCCAAAGACUACUAUAUUGAAAUUGCCUGGGAACAUUUUUUUAAAUGUUCAGUUUCAGACCCUUUAAACUUGUAUAGAAUGAAAUACUGUACAGGAAAUGAAUCCCUCCGUGAUGCUGAUUUGUUUGUAUAUGGAACCACCAAUUACAGAGUCACUUAUAGAGUUUACACUGCAGUCUAUGCACUGGCGCAUGCCCUGCACAAUCUCUACAUGGCCCAGGCUCCAGUCAAUCAUUGGGAAAGGACAGAAUACCUGAAAAGAAAAGUGAAGCCCUGGAAGAUAAAUAAUUAUCUCCGCAGAGCAACUUUCACUAUGUCUUCUGGUGACAUCCAAUACUUUGACGAAUAUGGAGACCCUCCAGCCCGAUUUGACAUUAUUAAGUGUCUUUUUUUACCAAAUAAUCUGAUUGAUAUAAGAAAGAUGGGAUAUUUUAACAUGUCAAAGAAUGAUAAAUAUUUAAAUAUCAACAACAGUGCUGAUUUGUGGAAACCAUACUUUGAAAAGGCACCUGAGUCUCUGUGUAAUGCACCCUGUGCCCCAGGACACAGGAAGUCUAAAAUAGAAGGGAAGCCAUUAUGUUGUUACACCUGUGUCCAGUGUGCGGAUGGGGAAAUCUCUAACACCACAGAUGCAGCGACCUGUGUGAAAUGCCCUGAUGAUAAGAGGACAAAUAUACAGAGAACAGACUGUAUCCCUAAAACUAUAAACUACCUUUCUUAUAUGGAUACCCUUGGGGCCAGUUUAACUUCUAUUGCCUUGAUCCUCUUCAUCAUAACUUUAACAGUUUUGAUAAUCUUUGUGAAAUACUGGGAGACUCCUAUUGUGAAAGGCAAUAACCAAAAUCUCAGCUGUCUCCUCCUCAUCUCUCUCAUGUUGUGUUUCCUCUGCACUUUAUUAUUCAUUGGACGCCCAACACAGAUAUGUUGUCUCCUCCGACAAGUAACAUUUGGGAUUGUAUUUACUAUUUCUGUUUCAUGUUUGUUGGCUAAAACUCUCAUAGUUAUUAUUGCUUUCAAUGCCACAAAGCCUGGGAGCAAGCUGAAGAAGUAUGUAGGAACCCAGCUGUCCAUCAUAUUAGUCAUUGUAUGUUCUGUCGGUGAGACUAUAAUCUCUGCUGCAUGGAUGGCCUCAAAUCCUCCAUUUCAAGAAGCCGAUACUUCUUCUGAAACUGACACCAUUAUACUUCAGUGUAAUGAAGGAUCUAUCAUGUUCUUCUUCUGUAUAAUUGGAUAUAUGGGAACCUUGGCCCUACUAAGUUUCAUGGCUGCAUUUCUAGCCAAGGAUUUCCCUGACCGAUUUAAUGAGGCUAAAAACAUCACUUUCAGUAUGUUGGUGUUCUGUAGUGUGUGGGUGGCAUUUGUCCCUGCAUACCUGAGCAGUAAGGGGCGUAGAAUGGUGGCUGUUGAGAUAUUUGCAAUUUUAUCUUCCAGUACUGGAUUAUUGGGAUGUAUAUUUGCCCCUAAAUGCUACAUUAUUUUUAUUAGACCUGAGCUGAACAAAAAAGAAAAUAGAAGUUCAACAUGGGAAGGGAAACAGAAAUCCGUUUUUGCAUCUGUGAUGUACACUCCAACAAUCUAA